GGAGGUAGUAACCCUCCGUUCUCUUCCGCGGGCGGGAGAGUUAGAUAGCCAUUCAAGAAAACACCAUGAAAGAUACUGACAUCAAGAGACUACUGUAUGUCCAUCUAUUAUGCAUAUUCUCAGUUAUCCUAAGCAUCUUCAUUCCAUCAUUCUUCUUGGAGAACUUCUCGGUACUGGAAACACACUUGACAUGGUUGUGCAUCUGUUCUGUUUCUGUAACUGCCGUCAAUUUAGUCUUGUAUUUAGUAGUGAAACCAAAUGCAUCUUCUAAAAGAAGUUCAUUAUCAUACAAGGUAACCAGAUUUUUGAAAUGCUGUAUCUACUUUCUUAUGUCUUGUUUCUCCUUUCAUGUAAUUUUUGUUCUAUAUGGAGCACCACUAAUAGAGUUGGCGUUGGAAACAUUUUUACUCGCAGUUACUUUGUCCACUUUUACUACUGUACCUUGUUUAUGUUUGUUAGGACCAAACUUCAAAGCAUGGCUAAGAGUUUUCAGUAGAAAUGGGGUUACAUCCAUUUGGGAGAACAGUCUCCAGAUCACUACAGUUUCUAGUUUUCUAGGAACAUGGCUUGGAGCCUUUCCUAUUCCACUCGAUUGGGGAAGACCAUGGCAGGAAUGGCCCAUCUCCUGCACGCUUGGAGCGACCUUUGGCUACGUGGCUGGACUUGUUACUUCACCACUCUGGAUAUACUGGAAUAGAAAGAAACUUACAUACAAGAACAAUUAAUUGGAGCAAAGGGAGAAGGUAUUUCUUUGUGCAGAUUCCAUAAAGACUGUGCAGACAUGUAUAUGGUCUAAGCCAGGCAGUUCCACUUAACAGCACUGUUUUUUAUAUAGUUACAACAUGAUGUGAUUGUAGCUUUUUAAACUAUGAAACCCCUGAGAGAUUGUACCUUCUAGUUGAAAUAAAGUAUUUAUAAUAGAUUGUGGCU
Messenger RNA from Lipotes vexillifer (Yangtze River dolphin), 930 nucleotides. It is a transcript of the gene PIGF, whose product is annotated as phosphatidylinositol glycan anchor biosynthesis class F. Gene Ontology annotation, biological process: GPI anchor biosynthetic process. The transcript has 6 exons. The record is from RefSeq and is a predicted model, not a curated record. Gene Ontology annotation, cellular component: endoplasmic reticulum membrane. Lineage: Eukaryota; Metazoa; Chordata; Mammalia; Artiodactyla; Lipotidae. Bases 66 to 725 code for a protein of 219 amino acids.